Kwoniella shivajii is the source of this 3183-nucleotide messenger RNA. RefSeq lists its product as uncharacterized. Lineage: Eukaryota; Fungi; Basidiomycota; Tremellomycetes; Tremellales; Cryptococcaceae. The transcript has 18 exons. Gene Ontology annotation, cellular component: plasma membrane. Gene Ontology annotation, molecular function: calcium-activated cation channel activity. The coding region runs from base 1 to 3183 and encodes 1060 amino acids. The record is from RefSeq and is a predicted model, not a curated record.
AUGUCAGCUGUUGAAGAUGCUGUCAACUCAUUAGUAGCGUCACAAAACGCAUCAUUGUCUUCCGUAUCAGUGAAAGCUGUAGGAUCACAAAUAGGUUUAAUGACCGCCAUAUCUUUAGCUACUAUAUUAGGAUUCAGUUUUUUUAGACCAAGAGAAAAGAAAGUUUAUGCUCCAAAAAUAAAAUAUCAGUUGCCUGAACCAUCAGAUCCCUCAGAUGACCCAGAUUAUGAACCCCCACCCCCACCUAUAUCGAAUGGCUUCUUUGCCUGGUUUAGUCCUGUUAUAAGGUUGAAAGAGGAACAAAUGAUAUCGAAUAUCGGUCUGGAUGCGACUACUUUUUUGAGAUUUCUACGAAUGCUCAGAAAUAUCUUCUCUUGUAUUUCAGUCUUGGGUGUCGCUUUGUUAGUCUUGAAUAUCAUAUAUAACUUGAAAUACGUGAAUAGCCAGAAUAGAAAUGCUUUGAGUUUAUUGACUAUACAGAAUGUCAAGGGUGCUUGGAUGUGGCCUGCUUUAGCUGCUACUUAUCUGAUCAAUGCCAUAGUCAUGUACUUUGUUUGGAGGAAUUGGCAUGCAAUGAUCCUGCUUCGGACAAAGUGGUUCAGAUCUCCUGCAUACCAGACAAAGAUUUACUCCAGAACUCUGAUGGUCACUCAAGUAAGAAAAGAUUAUCGCAGCGACGAAGGUCUUGUAGCUUUGAUGGGAUUGCUCAAAGUGGAUGGUAUCAAGAUUGGCCCAGAGAUCGACUGCACUUCUAUUGGACGACGUCUUGAAGACUUCCCCGAGAUGGUUGAAGAUCAUAACAAAGCAGUUACAGAAAUCGAAGAACAUCUGGUGAAAUAUCUAAAAGGCGGAGUCACAGCCAAGACCCGACCUACCAUUCGGAAAGGCGCAUUCUUGGGAAUGUGUGGUGGAACAAAGAAGGACGCUAUUGAUUAUCAUGCCAAAGAGAUCAAGUUUCUUCGUGACAAAAUAGACGUCAAGAGACAAGCGAUUGAUUCUCUCUUGAGGAAAGAACGACAUGCUAGGAAGAAAGGACAGAACGCCCAGAGGAUUGAGGGUGAAAACUACGGAUUCGUCACCUUUAAAACCAUCGCUGAAGCUCAUCGAAUCGCUCGAGCUCAUCAAGGAAGGCUCAAGGAACUGCACGGCGCCCAGCUUCAACUUGCUCCUAUGCCCCAAGAUAUCGUUUGGCAAAACAUCUCGAAAGAUUCUGCAGAGAUCGGAUCUAGAAGGACAUUCGGAUUCAUCUUUAUUGGAACUAUCUGUUUCUUCUAUACCGUACCCCUGCUCGUUGUUUCUCUAUUGGCGAAUUUGAGUUCCUUGACAGUUUGGGUUGCAUUUUUAGAUACCUGGAAGAACGCUGGAGGAUGGGGUAAUUGGACUUUCUCCCUUGUUUCCGGUAUCUUGCCUUCUGUUAUCUCAGCAGGUUUUGGUUACUUCCUUCCUUACAUCAUGCGCCGAAUCAGUAAAUAUCAAGGCGCUACCACCCGCUCGCGGUUGGAUCGAGCAGUGACCGCCAGAUACUUCUUCUUCAUGAUCAUCUGUAAUUUAGUCAUCUAUUCGUUAUUGAGUGUAGUCUACACAGCUGUUGCCACAGUUAUCGUUCAGGUUGGCAAACAUCAGAGUGUGAAAGAGAUUUUCAAAAGCUUCGAAGAUAUCCCUGAUAAGAUCCAAGGUACAUAUGUUCAACAAUCUACUUAUUGGCUCACUUGGUUGCCACUUCGAGGAUUUUUGGUCAUUUUCGAACUAAUCCAAUUGAUUAAACUCGCCAUGGUAUCCUUACGGAGGUUCAUGUUCUCACAUACCCCCAGAAGUAUCAGAGAUAUGACUAAGCCUGGUUACUUUGAAUAUGCCAUCAUCAUUGUCAAUUUGUUGUUCGUCUGCGCGGUAGGAAUGAUAUACGCACCAUUGGCUCCAUUAGUUGCAAUCGGUGCUUGUGCUGUAUUCUGGUUUUCUUCCAUAGUAUACAAAUACCAACUGCUCUACGUCUAUAUAUCUCGAGCUGAAAGUGGUGGCCGGAUGUGGAACGUCUACGUCAACCGACUUUUGGCUUGCUGUGUCCUUAUGCAGCUUCUGAUGGUGUUGACCACCGGACUUAUUCGAUCGCGAUGGCUGGAUAGUGUGGCCGCUGCUCCUCCGGUUUUCAUCAUCAUCGGUUUCAAAAUUUACAUCUCCCGUACAAUCGAGAGCAAAUUCCGAUACUUCGAACCCACUCAACAAGAACUUGAGCAAGAAAGGAUAUACUCAAUGUCGGAAAAGAGGACAAGACAUUCCGAGAUGGAGAAAAGAUUCUUGCAUCCCGCUUUACAACAAGAUAAACUGUUCACUGUCAUGGUUCACAAAAGUCAAGAAGCCCUUGCUAGAGAAGUGCUCAGUGCAUAUCCAUGGUUCGCCGGCAAACAUGAGCAUGAUGGUGUGGUGAUCAAAGCUGUCAGAGAAGAAAAUCUCGAAUACGAUCCAAACAGAGAUGGACCUGCGGAUGUUGCUCAUCAAGCCGACUGGGAUGCAAGAUCAAUCGCAUCCACUGAAAUGCUUGGUGGAUUUGGAGGUGGUAAAAGCGAACUAUCGUCUACUGCACCUUCACCUGGAUUAAUGACAAAUGAAUACGGGCAAUACCCCUUACCCAACAUGGGAUCUACACAUAACUUACCUAUGGACAACCCUUCAACAGAUUACCUGUUAGCGCAAAGUCGAGAUCGAUCCGAAGAGUAUCAAUCGUUAGCCAAAUCACAACCCAAACGAUCGAAUAGUCGACCAUACCCGUUAAAUCACCGAAGUGGAAACUUGUCAGAAACUGAUAUAGUGGCAUCAUCACCUUUAUUGGAAAAUCAACAAUAUUCCUCCAUGUCAUAUGAUGUCCCACCUUAUUCAAAUGUACCUUAUCCACCUAGUGCUUAUACUCAACCACCAAUAGGAUACACACCACCGACAAUGAGAAGAACCGCUUCAGGUAAUUCAGAUUCUGACAUCGGGGUUGGGGUAGGACAGACAAGAUGGGAUCAAGGUGAUGAAGAUAGAUCCGAAAGAGGAUAUAAUCAACCUACUCAUUCAAGUGGACCAAGACCUUUACCGCAGAGAUCGUUCAGUAAUACAAGUCAAGAUCAAGAUCGAUAUGCACGAGGCUGGGAUAAUGGUAAUAACGAAAGAAGGAAUCAAGGUCAAGGUCAAGGGCAUGGUUGGUAA